This is a messenger RNA of Leptidea sinapis, 2464 nucleotides long. RefSeq names its product phosphatidylcholine:ceramide cholinephosphotransferase 2-like. The transcript has 2 exons. Bases 319 to 1620 code for a protein of 433 amino acids. The record is from RefSeq and is a predicted model, not a curated record. Gene Ontology annotation, cellular component: Golgi membrane; endoplasmic reticulum membrane. Gene Ontology annotation, molecular function: sphingomyelin synthase activity; ceramide cholinephosphotransferase activity. Gene Ontology annotation, biological process: sphingomyelin biosynthetic process; ceramide biosynthetic process. Lineage: Eukaryota; Metazoa; Arthropoda; Insecta; Lepidoptera; Pieridae.
UUUUAUUAUCUAGUACGCGUCCGUCACUUGCCACGUUCGCUCGCAAGUCGUUACGAUUUAUCGCUUAGGCUAAGUUUUCAAUUGCGGCCGGUCGUGUUACCUAGUGCGUAGUGCAUACAGUUUAUUGUGGUCGGGAGGUGAAAUCAGUGAGUGUACUGGAUCGAUAGUGCGAGCAGACAGGCGUCAGGCGACCUCAUUGAGUCGCGAUCGCGGGGCCCGCUCGACUUUCUACCGGGCGCCGACACGGCCAAUCGAUGCGGGACCCUGCUCGCCAAGUCUCCAUAGUGAUCGAGUGUAAUCCAGCCCAAUGGUGAUUGGAUGACGAUCUCGGCUCGCUCCCACGACAAGGAGCCGACCGCCCCGCAGCAGAUCACCGGCGCCGCGCCGCUAGUGGAGUCCGUGCGCGUGUUCCUCGCCAAUGAGCUGCCGACCAAGCACCUAGCACCGGCCGCGAGGGCCCCAGUGUCCCCGCCCCCCACCUGCCAUGCUGACAUCGUGACCGGCACGGCUUGCGAAGAGAUCAAAGGUAUCAACUUUGAGCCGCGCCUCCAGCGGAAUGACCUAAACAACAACGCGUCGCGCCGCAACCACACUCGAGAGAUGCCCAACCAAUCGGAGCUGAUGCAGCGGCAGCCACUGUUGGCGCGCAACGUCAAGGCCAACGCGCCUCAGCCCACCACCGACGAGUCCGACCCGGACCAGGAACACUCGCCGCAGCACAUGCACACCGGCGACUUCAUCGUCGAGCUGCCCCCGGGAGCUGUCAGAGAAGAGAGAUACCCUAAGGAGAUAUGGAAGACCAUCGUAUCCUUCUUUUUCUUGUUCCUAUGUGUGUGCAUCAACAUGAUGUCCCUGUCGCUGGUGCACGAACGUCUCCCGGAUAGAAACACGACGGCGCCGCUCAAUGACAUCGUGCUCGACAACGUGACCGCCCGAGACUGGGGGCUAGCCGUGUCCGAGUACCUCAUCAUGAUAUCGACGACCGUAGCGAUGCUGGUGGUGGUGUUCCAUAAACACCGCUUCAUCGUAGCUCGCAGACUGUUCUUCAUCAUCGGGCUGCUGUACCUGUACCGGUCCGUAACAAUGUUCGUGACCGUCCUGCCUGUCUCCAGCACUACGUACUACUGCAGUCCCAAAAGCAAUGGAACCACACCCUUGCUUAUUAUUCGACGGAUGUUUUACUUAAUAUCAGGAUUCGGGCUUUCGAUAAAUGGUAAGCACACAUAUUGCGGAGACUUUAUAUAUUCCGGACACACCAUGAUCCUCGUGUUGAGCUACCUGAUAGUAGCCGAAUAUUCACCGAAGAAACUAUGGCCCAUGCACUGGGCGAUGUGGGGCUCGGCAUUGCUCGGAGUGACGUUCGUGCUGGUGGCGCACGGUCACUACACCGUGGACGUGGUGAUCGCUUACUACAUAACCACGCGGCUCUUCUGGACAUUCCAUUCGCUGCUGGUGACUCCGCAUCGGAGCGGCAACGGCUACAACCACUACAUGAUCCAGCGCGAGUGGUGGUACUGGCUGUUCACGUACCUAGAGCGGAACGUUCGCGGUCCGGUGCCGCGGCGCUACGACUGGCCGCUACCUUGGCCCCGCACGAAGCUAUUCAGCCGCCUCAGCUAGUGACGCGCGCGCCCACCGUCGCCGCCGCCGGAGCGAGUAUGACACUCACCUUUUGAGAAUGCCGCUUUAGCACCUGCAGCUCUUUUGGACUGGUCCGGGUGCAUAUGGCCAAGGUGAGCGUGUAGUCAAACUGAUGCACGAUCAGGUUCAGGUAUACAGUCUCCUCCCAAUCGAUCUCUGGAUCACCUAUUGGUAACUUUUUUGAGUCUUUCCGGAACACUUCGACGUCAGUCUGCAAACAAAGGAUACAAUGAUGGUGCAUCCGGGUGUUGUCUUGCGCUGUGCAAUGUUGUAGUGUUGUGUGCGGUUUGUGAGAACUGUGGGCGAACCUAACACUUGUUAAAUAUAAACAUAAACGAACGAUUUCUAUGGUGGAUAUUGGACAUUGCAAUGUAGAGGGCGGUAUUGCCUUAACUCGCUGUGUAGUAGAAUAUUUAGUAUGGUUAAGACUAUGUAUGCUUUUAUUGUGAAUAUAGACACAAAUCAGAGAUCAAUCAUAAGUCAUGAACAAUGCUCUUCGCGAAAUCAAUUCAUUUUAAUGAACUAUCAAAUGUUAAAACAGUUUUAUUUGUUAUUUUGUAUAUUUUAUAAGUGGUUAUUGAUCAAUUUUAAGUCUAACAAUGAAAUAAUAUUUAUAAACAAGAUAUACUGUGAUGUUUUGUGAGGUGAUACAUGUGUAUGUAUGUAUGUGUGUGUAUGAACUCAGCAUAGUCAGUGUGGACUAUGAAACGAUCAUGGCUGUACCAUGUUGUUAAUGCAAAGUACAUACUUGUUGUCCUAGCAGUAUCGUAAGAAAUCAUAUUUUUAUAUUGUUUAAAUAAAAUACAUUACUGUUAUUAAAGUC